This is a messenger RNA of Striga asiatica, 3133 nucleotides long. The record is from the annotation of a GenBank genome assembly. Lineage: Eukaryota; Viridiplantae; Streptophyta; Magnoliopsida; Lamiales; Orobanchaceae.
GAUGGGUUUGUUUUCUUUUUAAUUCUCUAUUACUCCCUUGGUAGCUCCAUUUGAAUAUAUUGACUUUGAAUUUAUAUGAUCCUGGAAUUUGUAUUCCAACUUUGACAAUCCUCUCUGGCCUCUUUACUAAGUCUUGAGUCACUUAGUGUGGAUCUUGAAUUAUAUUCUUGUUCAUUUUAACCCUCAUUUCUAGUUUUGAAAGUUUUUGGCCGCGUUGUUGUUUUACUCGAUGCAUAUCUUUUGAUAACUCGUGUAUCCUACCUCCCAGUUUUUCUUGAGAUAUUUGCAUAGAUUCAGAUCCUUUGAAUUUUGCUAUAUUAGAAACCUCUUGAUCCCAUCACAUACUGUUCAACUUCUUACUGUUAGUUUAUUGUGGUCUGUCAAUGUGUUCCUUUUCCAAAGAAAGUUUAUUAUAAACUUGUUCGUUGAGGUAUCACCGUAAGACGAGCAUGCAAACCCUAAGUACUUUCGGAUGUAUUAUGGGAAAGAGAGAACAGACUCGGCUCAUUUCAUUCUAUUUUACAUUUCCAAUGCUUUCCCGACCAAUUUUCAGUUUAAUUUGUUGUUUUCACUUAUGCUUCCAGGCUCCAGCACAUUUAAACACCCUAAGGUAUAUUUGGUUAACUUAUUAAUGAAUUUUAUUUACUUCAUCGGCCGAGUGUUCAUCCCGUAUUUAUAAUAUAUAUACUUCUUUUGUUAUAUUUAUUAUACCUUGCGACAAUCCUAUUUAUCAUUUUUUUUAGCAAUAUUAUUUAAAAGCCUACUUAGUCGAGCUCCCAAGUUUUAUUUCACUGUUAAGUUGAAUAUUACUUUAUCGAGUAAUCUGUUAUUGCAAUUCUCCAAGCGUAAGUAUCUCUCUCCUUUGUGAACCUACCUAUCAGUAAUUCCUUCUUGGAUCCCUGGAAGGUUUCCCUUGCAGCUGAACCGAUUCAUUUGUUUGAAAAAUGGAUUACGUUUCAAUAUCUGUAUGCAAUGCUGAAUCUUUGUAAACACUGAUGGGCCAGAGCAUCCCUAUGGAUUGCACAAGUGAUAUUGACUUUGGAAGUAAGAGCUUGCUGUACUUCUAGUUGGUGAUUAUAUAUGACACUUUGAGAGUAUUAAUUCUUUCUUUUGUCAUUUACCCAUGGCUGAAUCAUUCUCUAUUUCGAGUGAGUGCCGAAUUUUACUUUCCCAAUGUUCUCAGCUUCACGCUUGCUUUGAGAAAGAGUUGUAUUCUCGUCCUUUCUCCUUUUCACAGUGUUUGUCUUCUAAAAGAUAUUCCGUGCUCUUGCUUAUUGACUGUGUAUUUGAGUUGAACAAGAUCUUUAUCCUCAUUUGAAGAAUAAUUCUGAAUGGAUCUGUGCAUCAUGUUCCUUAGCAGUGGUUCACGAUAUGUCGAUAUAUAUUUGAAAAACAUAAUCAUGGCAAACAUUUCGAAUUUUUUACCUAUAGAAAACAGAGAAAUCAUUAUGGGCUCUCAUUUUAUUUGAGCCAGAAGCAUUAAAGAAGGUUCUUGCUUUAAUGAAUUCCUGUGUAGUGGGCCUAGUAACUGUACACACUUGUAUAGCUUUUACCAAAUGGGUUUGUGCUAAUAAGCAGCGGAGGAGUUACAAGCAAAUUAGGUGCUUUACGUGAGCUUUGAAAGUUUAUUCCAAAAUGUGUAAGCUAACUUGUCCUUCUUCUAUGACACUGUGUGAGCCCACUCAGCUGAUGAUAAAGGAAGGAUUAUCUCUUUCUUUUAUGUAUUAUUCUAACACCCCUAACAUUGCUAUGUAAUUCAAAUCCGCCUAAUUUCUGGGUCAAAGUCGAGGAACGUUAACUUAUUCUUCUCCUUUCUUAGUAUUAUAACUUUUCCAUGCUGUGUCUCAGGAACCUUUGAAAUACGGUCCGGACUGCUAGCUUCAAUUCAUAGUUUUGAGGACUGACUAACCCCACGGAUAUGUUGUCAUAUUUGGCUCAGCCUGGUAUAGCGAGCAAGAAAAGGCUAAAUUCAUCAAAAUCCAAACUUGAAGAAAAAAGUUAAAGUGUUCCAAUGUGUUCUCCAUAGCUGUUUGAAGAAUUCACAGUAAAAAAAUACCCAAAGCUCUUCUCCGAUGGCAGAUAAAUCAAGACCUAGUACAUUGACUGUUUACCUCUAUGUUCCCAAUGUUAUUGGCUAUGCGAGAAUUAUAAUGAAUUGCUUUGCAUUCGCAAUAUGCUUUGAGAACAAGCGUCUUUUUUCUAUUCUGUAUUUCAUCAGUUUUGUAUUUGAUGCAUUGGAUGGUUGGUUUGCACGCAAAUUGAAUCAAGUUUCAACUUUUGGAGCUGUUCUUGACAUGGUUACUGAUAGAAUAAGUACUGCCUGUCUCUUGGUUAUUCUAUCCCAAGUUUAUAGGCCUGGAUUUAUUUUCUUGUCAUUACUUGCUCUAGAUAUUGCCAGCCAUUGGUUGCAAAUGUAUAGUUCCUUCUUGGUGGGGAAAAGUAGUCAUAAGGAUGUCAAAGAUAGCACCAGCUGGCUGUUCAGGCUUUAUUAUGGAAAUCGGAAGUUCAUGGGUUACUGCUGUGUGUCUUGUGAGGUUCUUUACAUUGUUUUGUUUCUUUUGGGAAAGAAUCAGCCUGAGAAUAUCAGUGAAGUUUUAGUAAAUGCGGCUAUGCAAAGCUGGCUCUAUUUUCCUCUGCUUUCAUUGACUCUUAUUGGAUGGGCAAUCAAGCAACUAGUCAACGUUAUACAGAUUAAGACAGCCGCUGAUGCCUGCAUUCAUUACGACAUUGAUAAGCAGCGGUAGAAAGCAUUGGUGCAUUUGGCUUUUUCUCGGUACUUUGGCGUUGACCUUGGCUAAAUUGACAUGCGUUCUUGAACUUCUCAUAAUCGAGACUCAUUUGAAUCGGUUUCGUGACUGAACUUGGAAGCAAACCUUGUGUCUUGAGGAGCAAAAACACUGAAAAGAAACAUCAUGUGUACUCAUUGUUCGAAAUCCAACCAGUUGGGCUCUUGUUAAAGUUACAAUAAGGUAUAAUGAAGCUGAUAGUUGAACCCAAUCUUUGAAUCAAUUUGUGCUUAGAUUGUUGUUUCCUUGUUCAAAUUAUUGUAACUCUUCAUGCAUUGUGGUUUCAUUUAUCGUGUAGACGUUCAUUUAUUGUGGUUCCAUUCAUUGUGCUUUUUUUUUAUUUAUUU